AUGGGAAAGCCAAAAACACUUGAUUCAUUCUUUAAGAAAAAAGAUGUGAGUCAAUCAAAAGUUAGUACUUGUACACAUUUAGAGAGACCUUUAGCAACGGAUCUCGAGGCUAUAGUGACUAAUGAGCGUCCCUCCAAAUGUCCAAGAAUUCAACCUGAAGAAAUGAAUGCUACCUUUUUGGAACGUGAUCCAGGAUUACGUCCGCAAAUAUGGGAAUUCCCUGUUAAGUUACAAGAUGACAUUCGACGUGCUUAUAUUAGAGCCAAACCAUGUCAACCCAAGCUUUCGGAAUAUCCAUAUUCAGGAAUGGGUAAUAAUCAUCGCCAAUUUCAAGCCUCUUGGUUUGAGACAUACUCAACUUGGUUGGAGUACUCAAAAUCAAAGGAUGCUAUAUUUUGUCUUCCAUGCUAUGUUUUUGCUAAGAAACCAACAGGUCGUCCAGGAUCAGAUGCAUUUACAGGGAAAGGUUUUAACAAUUGGAAAAAGGCAAGCGAUGGGAUGAAUAGUUCUUUAAUGAGACAUGUGGGGAAAGAUCCAAAUUCACCACAUAAUAUUGCUGUGAAAUGUUGUGAGGAUCUAAUGAAUCAGUCAGGGCAUAUUGACAAGAUAGUUGAAAAGCAAACAUUACAAGAAAUAAAGAAUAAUCAGUUGCGGCUCAAAACCUCUAUAGAUAGUGUUCAAUGGCUUACAUUCCAAGCAUGUCCCUUUAGAGGUCACGAUGAAAGCUCUGGCUCGAAAAAUCAAGGUAGCUUCAUUGAAUUGGUAAAGCUCCUAGCAAGCUAUAAUGACGAUGUUGCUGGACUUGUCUUGGAAAAUGCUCCAAAAAAUGCCAAAUAUACAUCACCCAAAAUUCAAAAGGAAAUCCUACAUAUCAUUGCAAAUAAAGUGCGGGAUGCGAUUAGAAAAGAAAUUGGGGAUGCCAAAUUUUGCAUUCUCGUUGAUGAAGCUUGGGAUGAAUCAAAAAGGGAGCAAAUGGCUAUUAUUUUGAGGUUUGUUGAUAAAGAUGGUUUUAUUAGGGAGCGAUUCUUUCAUAUUGUGCAUGUUAAAGAUACUUCUGCAUCAACUUUGAAAAAGAGAUAUGUGCUGUUCUUUCUCGUUACAAUCUCCAAAUUGAAAAUAUUCGAAGCCAAGGAUAUGAUGGAGCUACAUUUGAUGAAAGAAAUUAUGGGACUCACAAAUAUGCUUUGCAAAUCUUUGCAACAAAAGUCACUAGACAUUUUAAAUGCCAUGAGUCAAGUUUCAACUACACAAUCACUCAUUCAAAAGAUGAGAGAUGAUGGGUGGGAGCCUUUGCUUACUAUUGUUAAAUCAUUUUGUGAGGAAAAUGAUAUCGAUAUUCCUGAUAUGAAUGCUCAUUACACUAGAGCUCGAGGUAGAUCUUGUCAUCAAGAUGAAGGGUCUCCAACAACAAUGGAGCAUCAUUUUAUAGUUGAUAUAUUUACUGCUGCAAUAGAUUUCCAGUUACAAGAAUUGACAAAUAGAUUUAAUGAGCAAGCUGUGGAACUUCUCAUUCUUAGCGUUGCUUUAAGCCCUAAAGAUGCAUACAAAUCAUUUAAGAUUGAUGAUAUAUGUAAGUUAGCUGAAAAGUUUUAUCCUCGAGAUUUCACCGAGCAAGAAAAAAUUUGUUUGAAAUUUCAGUUGCAGCAUUAUAAGCUUGAUGUGCCAAAGCAUCAAGAUUUUCAGAAUAUGUCUACAUUAUCUGAAUUAUGUAGAGGAUUGGCAGUUUCAGAAAAAUCAAAGAUCUAUCCUUUGAUUGACAGAUUGAUUCGCCUAGUGUUGACUCUCCCUGUUUCUACUGCGACUACACAACGAGCUUUUUCUGCCAUGAAACUUGUAAAGACUAGAUUGCGUACUAGAAUGGAAGAUGAGUUUCUUGCAGACCAUUUGGUAGUUUAUAUUGAGAAAGAAAUUGCUAAGAAUUUCACUUCAGAGAUGAUAAUGGACGAAUUUUAUUCCAUUAGCGAUCGUCGUCGAGCAUAA
Molecule: messenger RNA, 1980 nt
Organism: Corylus avellana
Lineage: Eukaryota; Viridiplantae; Streptophyta; Magnoliopsida; Fagales; Betulaceae
Source: RefSeq, a predicted model, not a curated record